CGACGCGUUCGCAUCCUCUUUUCGCGAAGGAGCUCUCGGCGCUACUCCGGCGGGGUGUACUUACCCCUUUGUACACCCUUUGUGAAAGCCAUACAAUUUAACGAUCCUAUACAGAGAAAUCGUCCGUAAUUAUUCAAUUUGAGAUUUUGCUUCGCGAAACUGCUCCACAAAAGCACGAAUCCGGAAAGAUCAAGUUAAAAACUUUGUGAAGUCGCGUGAACCUUGUGAAAAUCUCAAAUCUUUGAUUUUUCGCUCGGCAGAAGUAUAUACUGGCCAAUUUUCGGUAAAAUCACAGAUAUGAGGCUGAUUACAAUCGCGCCUUGAGGAACGGAAGAAUGCAUAAUCCUUUGCUGCAAAGAAAUUCUGCGUUGAGGUCACCCAAGUACAUACGGCCAUGGCCGUAGAAAGAGGAGAAAAAGGAGAAUCGUCGCAAACUUUGAACGACGAUCGUUGUGGAAACAUCGAGUAUCUCCAAGGAGCUUCUUCACGUCGAGAAUAAUUUACAUUUGACAUUAAUUUAUAUUUGACAACGUGCAAUUCAUUCAACUAAAUUCCGCCGCUACGCAUCGGCGUCUGCGAGAUGACACCUGCGUCAUUGAUUUAAAUGUAUAUAUACGGUAGAACGAGUGAUUUAUCUACGUACGUGAUUUAUCCGGUCGAAUUCCACAUCGAUCGAUGAAUGCCUAUAUUAUUACAAUGCAACGGAACGUCAAUAUUAGAAACAAACCGGGAGUAAUUAAAUCACUUACGCGGCGUGUAAUCUCGCACUCGAACGCGACGUUCGAGCUUAAUCGCGAUGCAGUAAAAUAAAGGAAAAAAUUUGGUAAAAUAUGAAUCUCGCCGCGUCGAUGAUCGUCGCUUUGCUGGCGUCGAUGAGCGACGCACUCGACGACAAUGGGGUGGAUGAUUACUACUCGUUCACGGGCAACGACAGAGAUGACCUCGAGUACGCGAACGCGACCAAUUGCACCAACGACUACUGCAUCCCGGACGAGGAUUACAUCGGGCUGAUGGUGCAGCACAUAUCCCCCAAAUUCUCCGAUUGGGUGCUGAUCGCUAUGCACAGCCUCGUUUUUGUCAUCGGUAUAAUCGGCAACGCACUCGUCUGCAUGGCCGUCUAUCGGAAUCACUCGAUGCGAACGGUCACUAAUUAUUUUAUUGUCAACCUGGCGGUGGCCGAUCUCCUCGUGUUGCUCAUUUGUCUACCGCCGUCAGUUCUAUGGGAUGUCACGGAGACCUGGUUUCUCGGAUUAAAGCUGUGCAAGGCCGUGCCUUAUCUCCAGACAGUAUCGGUGAGCGUCAGCGUUUUGACGUUGACUUUCAUAUCGAUUGACCGAUGGUAUGCCAUUUGCUUUCCAUUGAGAUUCAAAUCUACAACAGGCCGAGCUAAAACUGCUAUCAUAGUAAUCUGGUUGAUAGCAUUGCUUUUUGAUAUUCCUGAAUUGCUGGUGUUGCACAUUGUACCGUCAAGCAGUCGAGUGCAAACUAUAUUAUUCACACAGUGUGUCUGGUCGUGGAGUCAAGAAAGUCAAGCUACCUUUACGAUUGUCAAACUGAUAUUUCUGUACACCGUGCCAUUGCUCUUUAUGAGCGUAGCAUAUUGGCAGAUUGUAUGCGUUCUUUGGAGAAGCGAUAUUCCAGGACAUAAUCUAUCUACUAGAAUCUGUCAUUCAACUGAGAUUCCACUAUCCAGAGGUGGAAAUCCAGAAGGACAAUUGAGAUCUCGACGAAAGGCAGCGAAAAUGUUAGUUGCCGUGGUUAUUACAUUCGCGAUAUGUUUCUUCCCAGUGCAUUUGCUCUCUAUUUUAAGAUGUACCAUGGCUUUACCAUCAAAUCAAUGGACGAUCGCAAUUAGUUUAAUCGCCCACUGGCUAUGCUAUUUCAACAGCGCGGUGAAUCCUGUCAUUUACAACUUUAUGAGCGGAAAAUUUCGCAAGGAAUUCAAGCGUACUUUUCGAUGUUCCCACAACAACAGAACUUGCGUCCAUAAACGUGGAUACGUCACAGGCAUCUCAGAUCCUCUUAAACAGAGAUCUCGAACAUAUACAAGAUCAAUUCAUACGCUGUCCAAUAAUAAUAAUAAUAAUAAUGUUCAACAAAGUACCGAGGUGAUACCUCUUAGUGCUAUAAUCAAUGUACCGCAAAGUGAGAAACAGGAAUAAAUUUCAUUUCUGUUUCUGCAUUUCAUACCCCAAAAUACACCAUGUCCUGUUCAAUAUAUUUUAACUGACUUGAAAUCAAUCAUACCAAUUUCAGUGAGAAAAACAAACAUUUUUAUUACAAGAUAUUAAAAAUUUUUUAAAAUAAGUAAUUCUUUUUCUCAUCAUUUUUUCCAUAAAACAAGAUUUCUAAAUCUGUAAAAAAAAACUGUUAAAAGUACAUUGGUGAUUUUGGGACGCUUUGUACAGCAAUAAAAUAUAAUUCCCUAAUAAAAUUUAUCGAACCCAGUAUUCUUAGAAUUAAAUCAAAUUGUUCCUACAUACUACUAUUAUAUAAAUAAGUACAUCUCUCGUUCAACAAAUUAUAUUCUUAAUUUUGCUGAAUUAAAAUGAACUAUAUGUAUAUUCAAUUGAUAUGUAAAUAGACAAUCAUAUGAAUUUGCGCAUCAGAUUCGUUAAAUUCGCUGCUUUAAACAUUCUACUUUAUUAUACUGUAGAUAUAGAUGUAGAGAUGACAAUAUAUACAUCACAGAUUGACAAUUGGAAAAUGCAAACUUGAACGCUUAAAAAUAAAAAAAAUACUAAUAUAAAGCAUUAUAUUCUAUCUAUUCAGCAUAAUUUAAAGCAUUUAAUGUCCCAUUUUGUGUGUCACUUGUAAUAUUUAUUUUUUAUGAUACACAUUUGGACAUAUCAGGAUAUAUCUACAAAGUUUAAUAAAGUAUGUAAUGCUAUUUCUUAAAGUUAUUAUAAAGUUACUACACAUAGAGUACUAGUUUUAUAAACUGUACAAUAUAUGUUAGAGCGAAUGACAUAUUCUUUUUUGACUCAAUUUUAUUUUUAUUUUCACACUUUAUUGCGUAAA
This is a messenger RNA of Nylanderia fulva, 3021 nucleotides long. RefSeq names its product orexin receptor type 2. Gene Ontology annotation, biological process: G protein-coupled receptor signaling pathway. Gene Ontology annotation, cellular component: plasma membrane. The record is from RefSeq and is a predicted model, not a curated record. NCBI's taxonomy places the organism in Eukaryota, Metazoa, Arthropoda, Insecta, Hymenoptera, Formicidae. Gene Ontology annotation, molecular function: neuropeptide Y receptor activity.